Molecule: messenger RNA, 7104 nt
Organism: Xyrauchen texanus (razorback sucker)
Lineage: Eukaryota; Metazoa; Chordata; Actinopteri; Cypriniformes; Catostomidae
Product: ribosomal protein S6 kinase alpha-4-like
Exons: 18
Coding region: 802-3156 (784 amino acids)
Biological process (GO): regulation of DNA-templated transcription; protein phosphorylation; intracellular signal transduction
Molecular function (GO): ATP binding; magnesium ion binding; protein serine/threonine kinase activity
Source: RefSeq, a predicted model, not a curated record
CCACAGUCUUUGCUACACUUUCUUCCAAGACAUUUAUUGUUCAAUUAAUUUCCUUUCAUAACAAACGCAUUUUGUUUCUUCACGCGAGUCAUUCAACUACAUCCGGAAAGAAAAGGAGAAAAGGACAACACUUAAAUUCACACGUUCAGCUUUUGCCAACCAGCUGCCAGGAAUAUUUUUAAGGGGAUCUGUCAUGGUUGAUAGUUAGCACGUACGCUACGGGGGUAUAGCUCGCUGGCGGAUCAAUAUAUCGCUUUAUUGAAAGUGUGUAGCUGGUAAUGCAGCGGCGGCAGCAGCGACAAAGCGAUUAACGCAAAUGUGACGGCAAGCUCGCGCAUGUGUGCAAUAUUCUUUGCAGUUGCAUCCGAGCUCACGACAGUUGUGUCGAAGUUGAAAAUGCGGAAAUAACAGCCAUUUAUGGCCGACAUAAUAAUCAUUAAUUGCAGUUUAAGUGUUGAAAACAAAGCCCUUUGUUUCGGAAAUAUAUAUAAAAGUAUAUCGCUGUGUGCGCGCGCCACUAUAUCAAAAGUGAAGAUUAAUAUUUAGGUCGUGCAUGAAGAUUAGUGACCACAGCAGGAUGUCACAGGGAUUUGUGAGCUGAGAUGCAUAACAAAAACAAAAACAUGUCAUCCUCCCUGUCAUAAAAACCCGUUUUGAAAGUUCGCUAUAGAAUUUUACAGACAUUUACAGCACUGAAUAGUGCGUCGUUUGGUUUUAUUAGUGUAAAUGGUUGUGCAUUAGAAAAUAAAUCUGUCAAAGUCACUUUACUGAUAAAAUACACUAUAAAUCAGUCACAUCAUCAUGUCAGGGGACAGUAGUGGUGAGGACUCGGACCGGGAAACCCACCGUAAAGUGUGCACUGUGAAACAUGAGAUCACUAAUGCAAACCUCACAGGACACACUGAGAAAGUUGGCAUGGAGAACUUUGAACUUCUCAAAGUGCUUGGCACUGGAGCUUACGGGAAAGUUUUCCUGGUCCGGAAAAUCAGUGGUCAUGAUAAAGGCAAACUGUAUGCCAUGAAGGUUCUGAAGAAAGCGGCCAUUGUUCAGAAAGCAAAGACGGCCGAGCACACUCGGACAGAGCGGCAGGUACUUGAACAUAUCCGCCAGUCACCCUUUCUCGUCACCCUCCAUUACGCCUUCCAGACCCAAACAAAACUGCACCUUAUACUGGAUUAUGUGAGUGGAGGAGAGAUGUUCACUCACCUGUACCAGAGAGAUCAUUUCUCAGAAGAUGAGGUGAGGAUCUAUGUGGGAGAGAUCAUACUGGCCCUGGAGCACCUGCACAAGCUUGGCAUUGUGUACCGGGACAUUAAACUGGAGAAUAUCUUAUUGGACAGUGAUGGUCAUGUGGUCCUGACUGACUUUGGGCUGAGUAAGGAGUUUCUGGAGGAAGAGAAGGAGAGAACAUACUCAUUCUGCGGCACUAUAGAGUACAUGGCACCAGAGAUUAUCAGAGGGAAAGCUGGCCAUGGCAAGACGGUGGAUUGGUGGAGUUUGGGGAUCCUGAUGUUUGAACUAUUGACAGGAGCAUCUCCGUUUACUCUGGAGGGAGAAAGAAAUUCCCAGAGCGAAGUGUCCAAACGUAUCUUGCGCUGUGAUCCUCCAUUCCCUUCUAUAAUUGGACCUUUGUCGCAGGACCUCUUGAGAAAGUUACUGGUGAAGGACCCUCAUAAGAGACUGGGGUCUGGCCCUCGAGGGGCAGAGGACAUCAAGAGUCAUCCGUUCUUCAAGGGUUUAAACUGGUCUGAUUUGGCUGAGAAAAAAGUUGCAAGUCCAUUCCGACCAGAACUCCGAAAUGAAUUGGAUGUGGGAAACUUUGCAGAAGAGUUUACAGGGAUGGAGCCAGUCUAUUCCCCUGCCAGCACUCCACCUAGUACAGACCGUCUGUUUCAGGGCUACUCCUUCGUGGCUCCUUCUAUCUUAUUCAACAAGAAUGUGGUAAUGGGGGACGUCCUGGACGCUCACGUGAAUGUUGACAGGCCCGGUUCUGCUACAGUCCAUCGUAGUGCUAUGCUAAAGGAGUCUCAGUUUUUCCUGCACUAUGAUCUGUGCCUGUUGGGGGCACCACUUGGUGAGGGCAGUUUCUCUGUCUGCAGGAAGUGCAGACACAGGCAGAGUGGGCAGGAAUAUGCUGUAAAAAUUGUCAGCCGAAGGAUGGAGGCCAUGACUCAGAAAGAGGUGGCAGCAUUAAGACAGUGUGAAUCUCACCCGAACAUUGUCACACUCCAUGAGGUCUAUACUGAUCAGUAUCACACAUAUCUGGUCAUGGAGCUGUUGCGUGGCGGUGAGCUGUUGGAGCGUAUCAGGAAGAAGAAGAUGUUUGCUGAAUGGGAGGCUAGUCAGCUAAUGAAGAGUCUAGUGUCUGCGGUCAGCUACAUGCAUGAGGCUGGAGUAGUACACCGAGACCUCAAACCAGAGAAUGUGCUGUUUGCCGAUGAAUCGGAUGACUCAGUGUUGAAGGUGAUUGAUUUUGGUUUUGCACGGUUGUUUCCAGCGGGUAGUGGUAGUGCUCCUCUGCAGACUCCCUGUUUCACCCUGCAGUACGCUGCGCCCGAGCUCUUCCACAGCUCCGGAUACGACCAGGCAUGUGACCUUUGGAGCCUGGGGGUCAUCUUGUACACCAUGCUCUCUGGACAAGUUCCAUUCCAGAGUGAUAAAAAAGGAAUGACAUCAUCACACGCUGCUGACAUCAUGCAUAAAAUCAAAGAGGGAGACUUCUCAUUGGAAGGAGAAGGCUGGAGGGGUGUGUCCGAAGAGGCCAAAGAUCUAGUGAGAGGUUUGUUAACCGUAAACCCUGAGCGGCGGCUGAAGCUCUCUGCUCUGAAAGAGAAUGCCUGGCUUCAAGGAGGGGGCGUCAUGUCCUCCACGCCCCUCUGCACACCUGAUGUUCUGGAGUCCUGUGGCCCGACCGUCCGAACCUAUGUCAAUGCCACCUACAAGGCAUUUAACCGGGGAAAGCGUGAGGGGUUUUUCCUUAAAAGCGUCGACAACGCUCCACUAGCAAAACGGCGGAAAUUGAAAAUGACCAGCACUGGCGUGGAAACCCGCCGCAGCUCCUCCUCCUCUUCAUCUUCCUCCUCUUCCUCAUCUGCUUCCCAUUCCAAGAUGCAGAAUUGCCAAUCUAUGGCUCCCCACGAAGACCCCAAACUGUGACAUUUCACCUUUAAAUGAUAAGAUGCGUUGAUGUGGUGAGAGAAUAUAAUGCAAAAGCAUUUUGCAGCAUGAAAAAUACCUACAGAAAAGACUUUCAAUUUGAAAUAGCAGAUUAAGGCAACGUAUUCAACGUUACAAAAGAGAUUGAACUUUCAUCUCGAAGUGUGCAGCUGGUGAGAUCAACAGUUUUUCAUCGGAUAUUUAAUCAAAGAAGAGAAAAGGUGUUUUUUUAAAGAUGGUGGCUUUCUAAAAAAACCCACAAUGCCAAGGAAAUGAUCUUCUUCAGAAAAGAGACUCGGAUGGCAUUUCUUGUACAUUUUAUUGAAUGUAACUAUGGUGGAUAUCCACAUGGAUUUUAAAAGAUAUUUAAACCGAGUUUGAGAUUGAAACACAUGAAACUGGGAUCAGGAAGUGUGUAAUAUUAAGGAAACAUUUUAGUGGUAAAGAACGUCGCAAGAGAAGAAAGCCAUAUGCGAGAAUUAGAGUGAACUUCUAUUUAAAUGUAUCUUAAAGUUUUAUCGAUCCAUUGAGCAAAGCUUUAUGUGAAUCAUGUAUAGGCUAUUUACAGUCAUGUUACUACUUUCAUAAGUUUUCUCGAUGUGUGCAUGGUUGUAGUAUUUUAAAUAUUUCGCAUUUUAAAAAACUGACCUAUGAAGUCAGACCACACGUCUGCCUUCACUAAUCCGCCAAUUUCAAUGCGGGGAUUUGGACAAGGACACUGCCUCCUAUCCACAGUUUUGUGUCUCGAUCUUUAUGCCCUGUAUUUUUAUCUUUAGUUGACGUGUGAAGUGCAUAGAGUUGAUUUUAUAUGCUAUCACUUACUUGACUGAUUUCAAAAGGUAUAGUUUACCUUGUGAACCGGCCGAGUUUGCCGCCACCUUUAUCAGACUUGUAUCUGUGUACUUGAAAUGCUGCGUAGGCUUCUUAAAGGCAUAGUUUGCCCUAACAUGAAAGUUCUGUCGUCUUCUACUCGCCUUCAUGUCGUUCCAAACCUGUAUGACUUACUUUCUUCUGUGAAACACAAAAUUAGAUAUUUUGAAGUAUGUUGAAGCUGCUGUUUUCCAUACAAUGAAAGCAGACAGUGACCAUUGGCUGUCAAGCUCAAGAAGGCAUCAUAAAAGUAGUAUGACUUUGAGGAACAGACGUAAUUUAAGAUGUUAUUCACUGACAAGUGAUGUGCUAGUUCUAUUUCAUGCCUCUUAAAUGGCUUUUUUCUUUUAAUCUUUCAAAAUGACCAACAGCAGUUGGUCUUUCAAUGUUCUGCUGAAAACACAAAAAAAAAAAGAAGUGAUCGUACUGUGUAAAUUAGCACAAUAAUUAUUCAAAAUCACCUUUGUCAACUGUGCAUUUAUAACUAUAGUAUGUAAAAAAGGUUUCUAGUAUCCAGUGAAAAAUGAAUGUAGUCAUUCAGAAUCUAAGCAUGUUCAACUAAAAAAACAAGUUGUCCUUGGUUGAGUAGAUAAAUAGAUAAAUGUUCUUUUGAAAUAAUUGUAUUUAUCAAUAAAAUUGUUUCAUUGUAAUGGACAUGACAGGUCAUCCAUUAUUUUUAACAUAGUUUAAAAUGAAAAAGGAAACUUGCAUUAUUUUGUAGUUAAAGUUUUUUUAUUCACUUUCCAUAAAAAUGAUAUAUAUAUAUAUCAUUGUUGGUAAAAAAAAAAUUAAACAAAAUUGCAAUAUAAGUUUUUGCUUGUAUUGCCAACCCCUACUAUACUAUACAACACUGCCCUGAUCAACUGAUAAGAGUUUUUAAUGUCCGAUGCCGAUAUCUAGAAAGCAGUUCCGAUAUAUUUGAUAUCACACAAUUUAAUAUAAUGGUAAAUGUUACAUAAAAUUGCUAGCAAACAUUUUGUUUACUUUUGUUUAGCAUUAUAUUUACUCAAUUUCACACAAAAACUUUAACUUCGAAAAAAAAAAAAUAAUAAUAAUUUAACAAAAUAUUUUUUUGGCAAUUUGCAUGUUGAAUACGGCUCCUAUACAUGCAAGCUGGCAAUUCUAUGUGCUGUCACAGAUUCCAAAACUUAUCAGACAAGACCAAAUAUUGGCCCAUAUAUUGGUCUCGUGAUGUAUCGGUCGUCCACUACUGUACUAUCCUAUACUAUAUUUAAAACAUUUUUAUAAAACAAUUAUAUUUAUGCAUAGAAUUUCAAUACAUUUCCAUCAUAUUGAAUUAUGCCAUUUUUAACCAAAUUAUAUUUAUAGUCUAUAAUAUAUAAAAGUUGUAUUGCUUUAAUUUUGUUCAAGAUUACUCAAUUGAUGGAAAUUUGUUAUAAAAUUGAAAAGCGUAAUUCUUAACGAUAUUGUUUGAGCGUAUACUAUGUAGCACAAGUUGUGUGAACUGCUUGUGUUGUGUUUGUCUUUUUUGGAGCUCGACAGCCUCUGUGCGCUCUGUAUUCUGCCGAAUAUCUUUGUUUCUGUUCUGAAAGAAAAGAGGUCGUAUGGGUUUGGAACACAUUGAGGGUGUGUAAUUAAUGACAGAAUGAAUUUUUUUUUGUUGUUUUUUUUUUUUUUUUUAAACUGUCAUUUAUUCUCCUGCACACUCUUGCCUCUUCUACUUAUCUGAGCGAUCCAAACAUCCACUGCCUGUUUAACUCUACUACCCACUGUAAGGGCUGAGGUUCACAAUACAGCAAUCAAUCCCUCCUAUUCUCAAGGGCUUUCACAAUCAGUCCAUGCUGUAAGCGAGCGACCCUCUUGCACUGUGACAAGAGUGAGAGAAGAAACACAUCUUUAGUUUUGCAGAAUUUUAUAACUUGUUUAAUGUACUGUACAAGCAUUCAGACGUCUUCGCAUUGAGUCUUUAUGCAGUAUGCGCUUUGUAAAUCAACCAAUGAACACCUGGGAUUCAGAGCAUGCGAGCGGUUUAUGAAGAAGCAAGCAGGUGUCGAGUCGCAUUUAAACACCUUCAACGUUGUUUAAUAAACUGCACUUUCCUUUUAAGAGGUGUGAGGCUGGCAGGUAUGAACAAUUUAAUAGUCGAACCGAUUGUUUGGCGCUGUUUUUAUUAAACUAAUAUAUUCAUCAGUUUUCUGUGCCAAAAUAAUCAGUUAAUGGGGAUAAUAUAGUCUGUGUGAUUAAAUAUAUGUUUUCGGCAGUCCUUGCACACAUGACACACUAGAGAUUUAUAUGACUUUGUUGUGCACAAGUGGUGCUUCUAUCAGAUGUUCAUUGAUGGAAACAGUUUGUGGAAAGACUGAAACAAAUUCUGCACAUUGGGGUCCAUGUCUUUUGAUUUAGUAUGUUUUACUCCAAGGGGCUCAGAGGUGUCAUUUUGCUCAGCAUUUAUAAUCAAAGUAUCUUUCAGAUGUGAUAAUGCCAUGCAAUUGAAAUUAAUUGGAGUUUAGGGCUAUUAAGGGAUGACUUAAUGAACACACUGAUUUUACACUAUUAUUUUAUGUUUAUGUGAAUGUAAAAUCCUUUUUAUUACAUCUGUCGCACAAGUUUUGUCAUGUCAGUGUGUUCUUGGCUUUAACAACUGUAAUAUCUUUUUAUUUAUUAAUUUUUAGUUACUCUUUAUAUCUUUAUGUUUGGAAUAGUGAUUAUUCCACAGUGUUAUUGGCUUUUUGCUUCUUUUAGUUUAGUGUUUGACUUCUUGUUUUUAAUGUGGCAAAUGAAUUUGUCGGUAGGAACAAGAUGUCUUUAUUAUGAUCAUGUGCAAUGCAUCACAAAUUAUGUUGUGUGGAAGUUAUAGAAAUGUACAUUUUUGAUUUGGGAAUGUUUUAAUAGAUUUGGGAAUGGUUUAAUAGAUUUGGGAAUGUCUUUUUUUAAUGGCUUUAGAUUCAGUUUGGUCUUUCUGUGUAUGUUAUGUUAUUGAUAGGCAUCUGAUUUGCAUGUUUUGAUGUUUUUAUUUUUUAAAAACCUUUUCUUGAUAACUUGAGUGUUGUCUCUGCCCAAAAAAAGUUUUGUAUGAUAAAAGAGAAUCAUGGAGCAAAAUAAAAUACACUGUUUUAA